Messenger RNA from Malassezia vespertilionis, 2688 nucleotides. It is a transcript of the gene MSH3, whose product is annotated as Mismatch repair protein msh3. The transcript is spliced from 2 exons. Gene Ontology annotation, molecular function: ATP-dependent DNA damage sensor activity; mismatched DNA binding; ATP binding. Gene Ontology annotation, biological process: mismatch repair. Gene Ontology annotation, cellular component: nucleus. NCBI's taxonomy places the organism in Eukaryota, Fungi, Basidiomycota, Malasseziomycetes, Malasseziales, Malasseziaceae. Bases 1 to 2688 code for a protein of 895 amino acids. The record is from RefSeq and is a predicted model, not a curated record.
AUGGACGGGACUGCGAGGGAGGGUGCUAUGCCGGCACCGGAAACGCGAAAAAAAGCGAAAAAGACGACCGCGCCGCGCAGCCGAGCAACGUCGAGCGCGGCGCUUUCCGGCGCCGCAGCGCCCAGCUAUACGCCUCUCGAGCAGCAGAUCCUUGCGCUGAAAGAAGCGCACCCUGAUGUGCUACUUUUAGUCGAAGUGGGCUACAAGAUGAAAAUGGUCGGCGAGGAUGCACACACGGCGAGCCGCAUCCUCAACAUUGCGUGCUUCAGCGAAAGGAAUCUCGCGACUGCCAUGAUCCCCGUCCCGCGCCUUGCUGUACAUGUAAAGCGCCUUGUCGCGCACGGUCUCAAAGUCGGCGUGUGCCGCCAGACAGAGACGCGCGCGCUGAAAGCCGCGACGGAGCAUGCCAACAGGCCCUUUGCGCGCGAGCUCACUGGCCUGUACACGUCCAGCACAUGGAUCGACGAUAUAGAUGCAGUGCAGGCGCUGGAAGAGGUCGGUGCGGAGCAGAUCGUGCUUGCUGUUGCCGAGUGCGCAGAGGUAGGGAUCGCUGCACUGGACGUGGCUACAGGCGCCAUUACCUACGAUGCGUUCCGCGACGACGCGAUGCGCACCGAGCUCGAGACGCGGCUCGCACAUCUAGUCCCGCAGGAGCUUCUCCUGCCUACGCACCUUUCGGAGGAUACGCGGCGCGCUGUGCGUGCAUACACAGCCGUACAUCCCAACGUGCGCAUCGAGCACGUCGCCGACUGCGACCAUAUAUCCACACGUCUCGGCGAGCUGUACAGCGGGACCGCUUUGGCAUCUGUGCUUGCGUACGCGCCUGCGACGCAAGCUGCGUUUGUAUACCUUGUCCAGUACCUCGGCGCGUUCCAGCUGACCUCGGCUUUUGCUACGUGCGCCAAUUAUUGCGCCUUUACCGACCGCGCGUCGAUGCGCCUCAACGGCCACACGCUGGCGAAUUUGGAGCUGCUGCGCACGAGAGAAGGAAAAGUCCAAGGCACGCUCUUUGCGCACCUUGACCACUGCAAGACGCCGAUGGGCAAGCGCCGCCUUCGCGCAUGGCUGCGGCGCCCACUCCUGCAGGCAAACCGCAUUGCCGAGCGGCUGGACGCGGUCGACUGUUUGCGUGUGCGCCGCGCCGCGGUGUUGCACACCAUCCCGAGCAUGCUGGUCCGCAUCCCCGAUCUUGCACGCGGCCUCUCGCGCAUCGCGUAUGGCCUGGCAGCACCGACAGAGCUCGCAACGGUGCUCUUGUCCCUGCACCGAAUCACACACACCUUUCCCGACGUGCACUCGCCUCUGGAUGCACACACGGCCAGUCCUGUAGUCGAUCGCGCGAUCGCGGAUCUCGGCGCGGCGCGCGAAUGCGUCGCGCGCUUUCUUGACCGCAUCUCCAUCCCCGACGCGCGCAACAACGACAAGGUGGGUAUGUUUCCCACCGCCAGCGAAAACGUCCUCGCGUGCCGGGACAUGCUCGCAGAGGACGAGGCGCAGUUUGUUGCCCACCUCGAAGCGGCGCGCACGACACUGCACCGCCCAAAGCUGCAGUAUACGAGCGUCUCGGGCGUGGAAAACUUGAUCGAGGUGCGCGCCAGCGACGUGCCGCGCACGCCCGCCGACUGGGUGCGGAUCAGCAGCACGAAGCUUGUCGUGCGCUUCCACACGCCUGCGAUUGUGCGCCUGUCCAAACUGCGCGAGCAGCACCGCGAGCUUCUUGCCGAAGGAGGCAAGGUCAUGUACGCUGAUUUCUUGCGCGAGGUAGCACAGGCAUACGCGGCGAUGCAUUGCGUCGUCGAGGCCGUCGCAUUGCUGGACGCGCUGAGCAGCCUGGCAGCCGUUGCAUCCUUGCCGGGGUACGUGCGUCCCACUGUCCAGGACGGUGCGCCGCACCUUGCCCUCACGCAGUUUCGGCACCCCGUCUCCGAGACGCGCACCGCAGCGUACGUGCCAAACGAUAUUGCACUAGGAGGCGCAGCGCCGCAUGCCGUUUUGCUCACGGGCGCCAACAUGGGCGGCAAGUCGAGUACGGCGCGCGCGAUUGCCCUCGUCGUCAUUCUCGCCCAAAUGGGCUCGUUUGUCCCAUGUGCCGACGCGCAGCUCACACCGCACGACGCCAUCAUGACCCGGAUGGGCGCCCACGACGAGCUUGUAAGCGGCAAGUCGACAUUCAUGGUCGAGGCUGAAGAGACGGCGCACAUCCUCAAGACAGCGACGCCAAAGACCAUGGUGCUCUUGGACGAGUUUGGGCGUGGGACGUCGACGUUUGACGGGACUGCACUUGCAUAUGCGGUGCUGGAAUCCUUCCUUGCACAGCAAGCACCGCCGAGGGUACUGUUCAUCACACACUACAUGGCCCUCGGUGCACUGGUGGAUGCGUACCCUAAAACGCUUUGCGCAAUGCACUUGGCUGUCAAGCUGGAGGGCCCAGAGCACGUCGUGUUCUUGCACAAGCUUGUCGACGGGCUUGCCCAGGGAUCGCUCGGGAUGUAUGUCGCGCUGCUUGCAGGGCUGCCUAGAGAGCUGGUCGCAUGUGCGCGACAGCGAGCCGCAUCGAUGGAUCGCCGUCGCGUUGCGGCGUACAGUGCAUUGGUGCACGCAUUGGUGCACACGCCGCUGCAAGCGCCGCCGUUGCUGCGUGCAAUGACGUCUUUGGCGGCGUGUCGGGGCCAAUGCCACGACGCAUAG